Molecule: messenger RNA, 3112 nt
Organism: Lytechinus pictus (painted urchin)
Lineage: Eukaryota; Metazoa; Echinodermata; Echinoidea; Temnopleuroida; Toxopneustidae
Product: limbic system-associated membrane protein-like
Exons: 12
Coding region: 16-1758 (580 amino acids)
Biological process (GO): synapse organization; homophilic cell-cell adhesion
Cellular component (GO): plasma membrane; neuronal cell body; axon
Molecular function (GO): protein binding; axon guidance receptor activity
Source: RefSeq, a predicted model, not a curated record
UACCAAGAUCUGAGGAUGAUGAAGUGGCUUUCCAUAGUCACGGUUUUAAUCGUUUUGGCUUCCAAAAUCCUUCAUAUGGAAGCGGGCAAGGGACUUCUGAAUGAGUUGAUUGCUAUUCCAACAUGUAACACAAUAAUCUUGGGAUCAACGGUGUUCCCGUGUGCUAACCAUUAUCAAAGGAACUGCCCCCAAUUACCACAGAACGAACCUAACCCAGGAGCUUGGAUGAGGAGAAAUUGCCUUGAUCCUACACGACCAACCGUGGUGACGCCGUACUUCAACAGGUCCGAUACAGUAUUUAAUCACACUCGCACACAGGGAGAAGGCGUCGUUUUGAAAUGCCGCAUAAACAGAUUCAACAACAACUUUAUCUUGAAGUGGACCAAACGCGACACUGGAAGUACAUUGUCAGAACCGAUCUUCAAUAGUAACAUGGAAACGCAAAUCAACUCCCAUCGUAGUUUCUCUAUGGUACGCAGCUCGGAUAAUCAAUCGGUUACCGCCGAACUGCGGAUAUCUAGACUCGGUCCGAACGACGCCGGUUUUUACCGAUGUGUCUUUCAACAGAUAUCCGGCUUCGAGUCUGGAUCCGACUUGUCUGGCGAACAGCUGUAUCGGAUCGAUGUGAGAUAUCCUGCCCGAGUUCGGAGCAUCGGACCUCGGAUCGCACCAUUUUGGAGUUCGGAUCAACCGGAUAAGUUUUACUUCAACGAAACAGCCAAUAUCACCAUGACUUGUAUAGCAGACGGAUAUCCGAGACCAGCUGUUACUUGGAGACUUCACGGAUACCCGAGUCUAUCCGAAAGGAUGAAUAGUUUUACCGAUGUGGACGGCUCCCUUUAUAUACCACAGAUAACAAGAAAUUAUUCUGGCAUUUAUUUAUGCUCUGCACGAAAUUCUUUGAACCGCAGGAAAUCCACCAGAAGAGUAGAGUUGAUCGUCCAAUAUCCGCCACAGUCUGAACAAAGUUAUGAGGUACACAAACGAAGUGCUGGUCGGUACCUCCUCUUGCAAGGGUCUUUCACUGGUCUUCCGAGCCCGACAUAUCACUGGUUAAAAAAUGGAAAACUGUUAUCAGCCAGAAACAACUCAUCUGAAGCGGUGUCGGGUCGAAAGCUAGUCAUCGUAGGGAUAGAGCCAGGGAGUCAUUACGCAAAUUACACGUGCGUCGCAACGAAUAUUUUAGGAUCAGCGAGUGUAAAAUUUGAAGUAAACGGUAGCCCGUACCCUCCUGUAAUUUUAAACAAGCAAGCUCUGAGUACGAGGCGGAGAUCGUUUAAUCUAUCCUGGUCGCCUGGUCUGAAUCUACAAAAUGACAUACCUGUUACGUCAUACAGAUUGCUUUACAGAAGAUUGGAAAUCAAGUCGGAGGGAAACGAAAUGCAAGUCAUUUAUUACCCCAAUGAUGCUCCAAACUCCAUCAACCUUCCAGGCAAUGUCUUGAAAUACUAUCUCACCGAACUGAAGGAGAAUAGCACAUACGAGACAGAAGUUUGUCCGAUAAAUGAUUAUGGCAAGGGGGAUUGUGCAAACUAUACCUUCUAUACGCCCAAUGAGAACAGGAUUAUCUCUCAAACUACUUUAGAACAAACAGAAAACUCGGCAGAGAUCAGUCCAGAAACGAAGUCGCUACCAUCUACCGGUCGAGCUUCAUGCAGUACGUCGCCCUCUAUCGGUUGCAUGUCGAUCUUGGUCAUACUUGCACUUUUCUGCACAUUAGAUAGGCCUACAGAUCUUUUGCCGAAUGAUAAAACAUAGAACUUGAAUAAACCACCGCGAUUAACGGACUGGAAAAUUCGACCUUAUCUUGAUACAGACGCUUUUCUAUAAAUAAAAUAAGUAUUGUUGUAGAUACGACAUUUUUAUCGUGUAUAUUGCAAAGCAAUAUUGCAAUUUGCUAGACAGCAUAUAUCCAUAAUAGUGAACGAAUAAUUUUACUGAAGUAGCCAUAGAUUAGGUAGUUACGAUCAUGGGCAAGCAGCACAAAUCUUAGUAAUUGUUCUUAGAUUUGAUUUAUAGGAUUAAUUACAUAAUUGGGCCUAUAAGAAGGCUUAUAUAAACUGGGUUCCAAUAGAAACUUAUCAAACUUAAAAAUCGCACUACACAAAUUCCACAAGGUAAAAAUGAACCAAAUUAUGACACCGGCUAGCUUCAAUAAUCUUCACAAAGAACAUGUCAAUGAUUAAAGAUUAGUUUAAUAAAAAAGAGGCUGAAUCCCCUCAAAUCAUUUGGUUCCGGAAUCCAAAGUCACAAAAUCGCAAAAGGAUCGAAGACCAAUGUAAGUGAGAUGGGGUUUAAAAAACUUACCAGUUUAUAAAAGUUCACAAUAUGACAAUCGGCAUAUUUAAUUAAUUGCCCCAAAAACUAAGAAGCUACAGGAAGUUAAAGUUAACAUUUUAAACACAUCUCUUGAAGGAAAAAAAAGCAUAAAGCAUGAAUGGACUCAAUCAUGUCAAUAGCAGUCAAGCAAAUAAUGACCAUUUGGUUGAGACUGAAACAAGACUUUUAUGACUUUGGAUUCUGGAACCAAUUAAUUUGAGGGGCUACAUCAUCUAUGUUAUUAGACCAUUCCCUUAAUUAUUAACAUGUUCUCAGUAAAGAAUAUUAAAAAUAGCCUUUGUCAAAAUUGUGUUCGUUUUGACUGAGCGGAAUUUGUGUAGUACGGAUGUAAGGUUAGAUAAGUUUCUUUUGGAAACCAGUUUUAUGAAAGCGUUUGCAAGAACAUUAGCACUAUGGUCAAUUUAUACUGUUUGUAUUACGGGGCUCUAAGCUGAAUCAUUUUCUGAUGAUGAGGUAUCAUUCAAUGUUAUUAGGCUUUUUUAGCUCAGCGACUUUCGAAAGAUUCUAGAACAGAGUAAAUGUAUUGGAAAUGUCCUCAAAUGACAAAGAAUAGGUGGUAAGUCUUUAUCGAAAAUGUGUGAACCGGAACAGGGCUAUUGGGAACGAUGUUGUUAGUGGGGGUACUGGAGUGAAUUUUACAAGCCCAAAAAAAUGAAAAAGGGUUUUUACUAAAAAAUGAAGGUGAUUUCAGUCCCGAGAAAUUUGACAAGUAAAAAGAAAAGGGUUUUAAUCCAAAAUGAAGGUGGUUUCGGUCCGGAGAAAUUUGGCAAGC